AGCUGAUCAGAGGGAAUCUGAUCCACGAUGGGAGGAGCGGCGGUCCAGGUGCUCCAGCCAACAGUGUGCUCAGACGUUCAUCAAAAGAGGAUCGUGGGCCGGAGGAAAGUCUGCGUGUGGGGUAUCGCGAUCACAGACGGGUUAUUGUUCUGAUUUAACCGCUUGCCUCCUCGCGAUCUCCUCACCCAGAGUCUUCACUCGCAUCCCAUGGGCUUGGAAAAUACCGUGCUUCUGAGAUACAGCUGAACUCCCUGCGCGCAUAAUGUUCAAGAAGAGCAAGAGCAAAGUUCUGGUGGAUGAAGCUUCAGAGGAGGACGACGUGUCGUGGCAUCACGAGCACGCGAGGAAGGAUAAAGACUCUGAGGGAACGGAGGAAGUUCUGAGCCCCUCAACAAAGGAUUCCAAAUUAAAGAAGGUUAAAUCAAAGCGAGAAAAAGGAGACAAGAAGUUGUUUCCAUCUCAGGACGAUGAGCACUUCUUGCUGACAGGAGUCACGGUCUCUCACAGAAGAGGGUCUGCUAAGAAAAACUGGGAGGACGACAAGAGUAAAGCGCACCCAGAAAAAGACAAAGCACACUGUCUGUGGGACAGCAUCACAAUGACGAUGAAGCAAAUCACACCCACAAAGAAGAUCGACAAGAUUGAGGGCUGGGAGCCGCCUCAGCUGAACGACGGAAUGGAGGAGGAAAACAAUGAGCCGGAGAAGAGGAGCGACUCGUCCCCGCUGUCCUCCCCUCUGUCACUGUCUCUGCCGCAUUCUCUGGGUUUGCCAUCCUGGGUUGGCUUGGGUUCGGAGGAGGACUCGUCUCGUUACGCCAGUCUGACUGAAUCACAGACGGGUGGCCCUGCCCAGUGGGCGGCUCGGGCACGAGAUAAAUUAGCCGCCGUUCGUCGCCGAAGUCCAGCCAGCCUAUCAGAAAAUAAUUGGGAGGGGCUAAAAUGAUUUACAUAUUAAUGUCUGUGAGGAUGGCCACACCCCCGUGUAUACCAACUCUAAUUGGACAGUCCACCGAUGCGAAGAUGUGAAGUGUAGGACCCUCAGACCAAGAGUGCCUGCUUCCAACGCCUGUCAAUGAUUUAUUGUCACUUUUCCAUUUGAUAUAAAAUUCGUGUCCAACUUUUGAAUGGAGCUCCUUCGGAGAAAUCACUGGAUGUACUCAUAGUUAAUCACCAUGCUGAUUUGUACAUUACUUUUAAAGGCUAUAAAAGACAUUUAAACACUCAAAGGGAGAGUUCAACCAAAAAUUUAAAUCAUUUAUUCAACCUCAUGUCAUUCCAAACAUGAUUUUUAAAAUGUUCUUCAGACCUGUUAUGUUGAACACAAAAGAUGAAGAAUAGCAGAAUUUCCCAAGAACCAUAAACCUCAGUCAGACGCCAUAUUGAAUUUAUCACCGAUGAUAAGGCUUAACAAUCGGCAUGUUUUUAAAUAGCGGUACAAUACAUUGAACGCACAGUGCUACUUCUAUCCCUCACAACCUCGUUUUUAUCCCUGUUAAAAAAUAUGGCACUAUCCUGACCUAUUGUAGUCUAUUGUAGCUGCUAAAAUUACAAUAAAGUAUCAUAAUACAUAUUCCAAAUUACAGUUCAGAUAUUACGUAUGUGAGAAACAGCCUAUGUCAUUGAAUAAAGCAAUAAGUCUCCAUUCAUCCUUCUCCAGUCAUUGUAUGAAAAGUCAGUCAGGACAUUCUGCUAAACUUCUUUUUAACAGAAUAAAAUCAAACUGGUUUUGAGUGACAUAAGGGUGAAUAAACGACGACAGAAUAUUCAUUUUGUAGGGGAACUCUGUCUCUUUAAAUCCACGUUUUAUUAGCGCACACUGCAGUACUGCAUCUCAAUCGCCAUAGUAACUCACCGCUGACAAGAGAUCGAUGCUUUGUAUGAACUGCUUGAAUCUUUGAUUCACUUGUGACUUGUCGUUAAUUUAUUCCGCUGUGUAGUUGAAGAGUGAAUGUGAAAUGAUGUAGAAACGCCUUCCACUGAUCAGUGUAGAUUUACUGCCUGCUGUUUCACAAUCAUAAUGUACUGUAAUUACUCUAUGCAAUGAUUUUCUUGCUAUAAUCCUAAACUACCUGCUAUUUUCAUCACGCUUACAAUUUAUUCAGUGCCACUAUUCAGUCACAAGAAGAACUUACUGUGACUUGAUGAGACAUACAGGGAACAGCCAUAAAUUUACUGUGUAUGUGCUCGGUCCUGUCGCUGGAGAUUUUGAGCUUUAAUCAAACAGCUAAUUAUAGUUAUUGGAUUCAUUUGGAAAAACACAGUCUUGUAGGAUUAAAACUAAGUUCUGAAGCAGGUUGGAUGAGUACUAUCCAGAUUUCUUAUGGUAACAAUUACUGUUACAAACCUUAAUAUUUGAAGCCUUCCAAAGACCUCAAGAGCUGUGCCGUUUUAUCAUGAUGUAGGCUAUUCUUUUUUGCUGUGCCUCGACUUAAAAUUCAUUUUGUAGUGUGAUCGCAACAUGUUAACCAGUUAUUCUCUUCUAACACCCCCAACACGAUAAAAAUGACAAUCCUCAUUUAUAAGUCCAGUAUAAAAUGUAUUUUAUAACCCUUUGGCCGAUGCCAUUGAACUGCCUAAGAUCUUUGGUUUGCUAGAAGAACAUGUCUGAGUGUCUUAUUGCUGAUUUUAGGAGAUUAUUUAUAAUCGGAUUCUGAAAGUAAGUGGGUUUGCUGCUCUUAGUUGUUCAUAGUAGCUUUAUAUAAUUAGUCUACCAAUGUGUUAAGCUUUGAAAGAUUAUUACAAAUUGUUAGUUUCAGAUUUUGCUCUUUAUAUUUUGGGCCUUUGCGAGAAUCUUAUUUUGAUUUCUAUCUUGAUACUACUGAAUGAUUUUUUUCUGUAUUGUGAUUUAAAUGCAAAUAAUAAAAUGUUGUUCCAGGG
Cyprinus carpio (common carp) is the source of this 2877-nucleotide messenger RNA. Its product is annotated as testis development-related protein-like. Gene Ontology annotation, cellular component: nucleus; cytosol. NCBI's taxonomy places the organism in Eukaryota, Metazoa, Chordata, Actinopteri, Cypriniformes, Cyprinidae. The record is from RefSeq and is a predicted model, not a curated record. Gene Ontology annotation, biological process: spermatogenesis.